AUGAUGAAUAAUACACUUACAAUGAAUUCUGAAAUGGAUAAUAAAACUACCUGUCAACAAUAUUUUAAUUUAAAUGAAACAACAUAUAUACCUGAUAUAUAUGAAUUUAAACAACAACCUAUAUUAGUUUUAACGGAUCAACGACAAUUACAAACUAUAACAUCAUUGUCAAAUUCUACACUUCAAAUAACUCAAUCAUCACAGAUUUCUGUAGAAGAUCAAGAACAUCAAAUCUCUUCACGUGUAUCUGACCUAGAAUCAGUAAAUUUAGAUAAUAAUUUCCAUAGAAAUUAUAAUAAAAUCAAUAAUAUUACAAAAUUAUCAUUAAUACCUAUACUUCCAAAUAAUUCAGUAAAUAAUACAAAAAACUUAUGGUUACUUCAACAAUCUUCUGAUAAUUCAGUAAUAAAUUCUAAUAUAAAACGUCAUUUUAAACGUCGUGCAGCAAAUCAUCAUUAUAAUCAACGUCCUAUUUGUUAUUCACAAAAUAUAAAAUCUAAUAUUAAGAAUAAAUUUGGAUACAAUUCAUUAAGUGCUCCAUCUUCACUUAUAUCUAGUGCAAUAGCUACUACAUAUUCAGAAUUAAAAAAUGAAAAGACUAAAGAGAAUGAACAAAUGAAUUAUGAACAAUUACAAUUAUUAUUACCUACAUUAUCAACAGUAAAUUUGACGAAUGAUAAUGUUGAUCAUGAUGAUCAUGAAAAUUGUUUAAAUCGUAAAUUUCUAAAUGAUUUUGAUAUUAAUUCAAAUGAAAAUAGUAUUGUAGUAACUGAACCAGUACAAAUUACUGAUCGAUCAUUUUCAAAUCAAUCGAUUACAAAUGAUUAUAAAGUUAAUUUGUUAACAUCUAGUGAAUGUCUUUCUUCUUCUUUAGAAAAUCAAAAAUUAGAUGAUUUACAACAUAAUACUAUUCUUUAUAAUAGUAGUUAUAUUAAUUUAGAUAAUGGUAAUUUUCCAACUCGUUCACAUUCAUUUUUUCACUUACGCCAAUUAGAUUCCCUUAGUUCAAAUGGAUCUCAUUCUAAACCUGAUACAGAUAUAUUAUAUCCUAUGAAUGGUUCAUUCAAUCAGUUAGCUAUUCGUGUUUCCUCAUCACCUAUGUCAAUUUGUAGCAAUAAUACCUUUUAUCAACAGAAUAAUUGUUCAGAAGAUCAAUAUAAUAAAACCACUUUUAAUGGUAACAAUUAUGGCGGUAGUAGUAUUAAAAGCAGACGGAGUAAAUGCGAGAAAUAUAUCAGUUCGGACAAGCACACUUGCAUUAGAUCAUAUUCAGCUAUGAGACAUCCAAACGAAUGUAAUAUACGUGUAUUUCGUUCACCUCUCGAUGUCCUUUCACCGUGUAAAGGAAAACUUCGAUUGGAUAUAGAAUAUCAAAAUCAUUCAAUUAAAUUACACGUAAUUGAAGCCAAAGGACUUCGUACUACUACUAGUCAGAACUGCAACUCUUUCGUGAAAAUAAGUGCAUCUCCAGACAAAGGAGUUACAUUUGAACAAACUACUGAAAUAAUCGAAAAUUCAGCAACACCAUGUUAUAAUAAAGAAUUUUUGUUAAAUUUAAACAAAAUAAAAUAUUGUAAAAGAAUUCAUCUUGCAAUCUAUGCUCAAUCAACUAAAGAGUUAGACUGUGAAUUUCUUGGUGGAAUGUCUUUUGGAAUUCCUAGUAUACAAAACAAGAAACACAUCUCAGGUUGGUAUUAUUUAUUAGACGAAAAAAUGUUUAAAAAGAAGCACCUCAAAACUGCUUUAGAUCCUAUCACCAACUUUGAAAGUGUUUUAUGUGCAACAAAUGAAUUAAUCGUAUCAGAUAUAAUGAAAACCGAAGCUGCCACUGAUGCUGUGACAACAAACACAUCAACAACAAAUCAACAAAUUCCUAUUAUUCUAACAUCGAUUAAUGAACAUGUCACACGUCCAAGUACAAAUGAAAUUCAUCCUAAUAUAAAUCGUAAUUUCGCUAGUAAUAAUCACAAUAUAAAUAAUCACUGUUCCAGGGAAUUUCGUCCAGUAUUGUCACCUACUAACUUUAUGAUUUAUUCACAAAAUCUGCCUAAUACAUUGUUACCAUAUCAAAUUAGUAACCCACCAGUUAAUUCACAUUUUCCACAAUUUUCAUCACCAGUUCCUAUACGAGCAAAUAUGUCAAUUCCAAAUACGAAUAAAGCUUUAAGUAAUAUGAGAAUAUUUCAAUUUCUUAUUCAAAAAGGUUCUAAGGGAUACGGAUUUACUUUAUGUGGUAAUUGUCCAGUUUACGUUAGCCAUGUGGAACCGGGUUCACCGGCAAUGCAGUGUGGAAUACAAGCUGGUGAUUUUAUAGUUGCAAUUGAUAACAUAAAUGUAUCACGAUCUACAAGUAAUAGUGUUGUUCGCAUGUUCAGAAUGUCUCAGCAUCCUGUUCACAUUACUAUUUCACGUCCUGUGCUGAUAAAACCUAGUGUGUCAACUACCAGUAAUGCACAUUCAACUAGUAGCAGAUCCCUUGGAAAUUUAAUUAAUAAAACAUGUUUUUCUGCACAUAAAAAGUUAUCAAAGGAAUCAACAAAAUUGAUUCAACCAACAAAUAUUUCAAAAGUGAGUCAUACAGAGUUUUUUUCAUCUUUACCAUAUCAUCAACAUCCUUAUGAUAUAUCUUCACUACCAUCAUCUUCAUUCAUAACAGUUCCAUUAACUUCAUCUUCAUUUAUUGACUAUUUGAAACUUUCCAGUUAUCUUAAUUCAUCGAAUUUACACCACAAUUCCAGUUCAACAAUUUGUUCAUCUAUAAACCACUGUAUAAUACCGAAAUUCUCUAUUCCUCAAUCUAUUUCUUUACAUCAAACAAUGAAUGAACAAUUGGCUAGAAUACAUCAAGAUAAUUCUCAAAUAGCUGCUAUUCUAUCCCCUAAUCAAAAUAUUCCUCAUCAUAAUCAGGAACAACAGCAACAACAACAAAUAAAUGAUGCAGACGAUAUCGCUUUAGUUAGAAUACCAUAUAACGAAAAUUAUACAAAAUCUAAUAAACGUGCAAGACUGUAGUAAGCAAUACUUGAAGACGUUGGACGACGUAGUUCAGAUUUUGUCAUAAUGGUUGGGAUCCAUUCACUAUUUGUCAUCCCUCGGAUCUUUCGUUUUAAAAUUACGGUAUUUUUUUAUCCAGUAGAUUCAUUCUUUUUUCUUGAAUCAAGUAUUUUUUUAAUAAGAAAUCUUGUUUACUACUACUGGUAAUGUUACUACUUCCCCUACCUUGACAUUUGGCUUGACCAACACAUCUCACUGUUGUGUUGUGACUUGUCAACCUUAACAGAUGGACAAUUGUGCCAGAUUUCAUGAUGCUUGUGGAUGACCAACUGAUUAUAUUAGCUUAUCAUAAAUGGACACAAUGAACUGUUUUCGCAUUGGCUGUGACUGAUAUAUGGAUUUGCAGUAACCGUAUGAACUCAAUUCCACUACCAACCAUCUACAACUUCUUACGAGUGGACUUUAUGUAUAGAAAAUAACAUAAUUUGUGAAAGCGAAAUGAUUUUAUCGAAAGAGGGAUUCCAAGAAUUAUUAAAUAACCGUUACAGAUCCCACAAAAGUUUUUUUUUAAAAACACUAAACAGAUGUAAUUUCAACUUAUUUGUAUAUAUUGAUUUGCAACCUGUAUUAUAAUUUCGGUUUUUCGUGUGUGGCAUUCACUAGUACUAUUCAGGUAAACUGAACUUAUAUUUACGUUGAAGAGUGCUUUGAUGAUUAACCUGUGAAAGCGCUUCUUAUGAUGUUUUAUUCAUUUAUUUAUAUAAACAAAUAAACAGUGGUACAAGAAGGCACCAAAUAGUUAUGCGUCACAUAAAUCAUUCGAUUUUUAUGAGGGCUGAGAUACUGCCCGGGUGCGAACCGAAACAAGCGGUUUUCUUAGGGAGCCACAUCCCGAGCCCUUGACCUAAAAGUUUAAACUACAAGACACUGGAGCAACGUAAGGAGAUGCCGUCCCAUAAUAGCCAGUGACCAACGAUUGGUUCAUACGCCAUUUGUUCACUCAGGAGCCCAUGGGCACCAUUGGUUUGAAUGAGGGUUUUCCAACUCCUCUAGGGAAAAGCAAGAUUCUCCCAUACAACACAUCAUGCACCAAUCAAAUCACACUUGACGGAGAAGCUUUGGAAGAUGUAAACACCUUUACAUAUCUAGGCAUCAUUGAUGAACACGGUGGAUCUUAUGCAGAAGUGAAGGUGUGGAUCGGCAAAGUAAGAGCAGCAUGUUCACGACUGAAGAACAUCUGGAACUCAAAACAACUGUCUGUUAACCAACACCAAGAUCAGGAUUUUCAAUACAAAUGUCA
Schistosoma bovis is the source of this 4294-nucleotide messenger RNA. Lineage: Eukaryota; Metazoa; Platyhelminthes; Trematoda; Strigeidida; Schistosomatidae. The record is from the annotation of a GenBank genome assembly.